AUGAAUUUGAUCAAAAUUUUAACAAUUAUUAGUUGUUUCUUUUUUAAAGUAAUAAUUGCGCAAGUUCCUAUUUAUACAUUUCCAAUAGAAACUGUUAAUUAUUAUGUUAGUAGUGGAAAUGGAAUUCAAAUUUAUGUAGAAGAAAAAGGAAAUCCAGAAAAGACGACAAUUUUAUUUACCAGUGGAUAUAUGGCAUCACGACAAUCUUGGCAUCCAUUAUGGUAUGAUACAGAACUUGGAGAAAAAUUUCAUCUUGUUAGAUGGGAUUAUCGAGGAACUGGACGAAGUGAUAAACCUAGAGAUGUUAAAGCGUACUCACUUGAAUUAAGUGGACAAGAUCUUCAAGCCGUAAUAACAAAAAUUAAAACAGACAAACCAAAUAAAAAAAUAAUUACAGUUGGAUGGUCAAUGGGAACUCCAACUACUAUGACAUUUAUGAAAAAUAAUCCUGAUAUCAAAAUUGAUGGAUUUAUUUCGGUUGUAGGAAUGGUACAUUUAAACUUUACAGAAGCAAGUUUAAAUACUGAAGAAAUUGUAAAAUAUUCCAUUGCAGCAAAUGAUCCAGAUUAUAAAUUUUCAACAAUUGCUUAUGGAUUAAACGGAUUGUCGAAUUUUAGAACUUUUAAACCAUCAUCUGAUCAAUAUCGUGCUUUAAAGCUUGGUGAUUCCAUUAUUGUACCACCUGAAUAUCGAAAAUAUGAAGCUAAACCAUUUGAUUUUAGAGAUUUCUUUAGUUCUUUAGAUAUUCCAACAUUAAAUCUUAUCGGGGAGGAAGAUAAAUUAAUUACGCUUGAACAUAGUUUACAAUUUGCAAAUCUUGCUAAGAAUGGGAAAAAAAUCGUUUAUAAGGAUGUUGGACACUCGCCACCAUGGGAAGACACUAAAUCAGUUGUUAGAGAUAUCAUAGAAUUUGUGUCCAAUAUUUAA
Molecule: messenger RNA, 927 nt
Organism: Rhizophagus irregularis DAOM 181602=DAOM 197198
Lineage: Eukaryota; Fungi; Glomeromycota; Glomeromycetes; Glomerales; Glomeraceae
Source: RefSeq, a predicted model, not a curated record